UUCCUGCCCACAGUAAGCUGGCCAAAUCUCUCUCCCUCUCCCUGUAUUUCACUUUCUGCCCUGCUUUUCCCAUUAAUGCUCCACUCCACUACCUCCACCACCCCCCAGCUGCCCUGUAUAAUUUCUAAUCAAACCCACAUCUCUUCUUUCCUCUCUCUUUCUCCCUGCCAUUCUGAUCCCUAUGUUGCAACUUGUCAAAACACCACAGUUGGUUUCAACAUCGAGAUACUCGUAACGUCCAACGAAUUACUCGUUUGACUAGGAUAAAAUGAGGCCGGUUUUCAACAUGGGAGGUUUAAAGUGGCUUGUGGCUUGACGUGUAGGAAUCUUUUGGAGUUUGGCUGGUCGUUAUCUCUUGUUUGACUAUUCUUAAUGAUCUCAGAAUUCCAUGUGAGAUCUGUUCUGGCAAAGCAAAUCUUGUCAGCUUAUUACAUCUGAUGUAACGCCAUCUUUCUGGAGCUGAGGAAAUGGGGGGUUGUGUUUCAACUAGUAGUCGAAGUACUUGCAGUAGCAGGAGCAAUGGAGAGACAGUCUCACCCUCUUGUUUUUGCGGGCAAAAGAGAACGAGGAGAACGUUCUCUGAUCAUGUUGUUGGCCUGCAGCAUUUACCAUCCAUACCAAGCCGGAUUUUUAUGAAUGGAAAGAGCCGUACGUCUUGCAUAUUCACGCAGCAGGGCCGCAAGGGUAUAAACCAGGAUGCCAUGAUUGUUUGGGAAGAUUUCAUCUCGGAAGAUGUGAUAUUUUGUGGUGUCUUUGAUGGACAUGGUCCGCAUGGCCAUCUUGUUGCACGCAAAGUGAGGGAUGCCCUGCCGGUAAAGCUAUUAUCAUUCUUGCAUUCUUGUCAGUCGAGACAGAAUGGGUCGAAUACAACUUGUUUCAAAGGGAAUCUCAAGAGAUCAGAUGCUGGAGAUUCAGAGAAGGAUUGCUCACCGGAGGAUAAAUUGAUUUCCACAUGGAGAGAAACUUUCUUAAAGUCAUACAAGGCUAUGGACAAAGAGCUGAGGUCUCAUCCAAAUUUGGACUGCUUUUGUAGUGGUAGCACUGCCGUAACUUUAGUGAAACAGGGGUCAAAUCUUUUUAUGGGAUAUAUUGGGGAUUCUCGAGCAAUUAUGGGAUCUAAGGACAGCAAUGAUUCCUUGGUGGCAGUCCAGUUGACUGUUGAUUUAAAGCCUGAUUUACCAAGGGAGGCAGAAAGGAUUAAACGGUGCAAGGGUAGGGUCUUUGCUUUGCAAGAUGAACCUGAAGUGCCUAGGGUAUGGUUGCCAUUUGAUGAUGCACCUGGAUUAGCAAUGGCCCGAGCAUUUGGGGAUUUCUGUUUGAAGGAAUAUGGGGUGAUCUCUAUUCCUGAAUUCUCUCACCGGAUACUCACCGAGAGAGAUCAGUUCAUUGUUCUUGCUUCAGAUGGGGUAUGGGAUGUCUUGAGCAAUGAAGAGGUGGUUGAGAUAGUAUCGAUGGCUCCAACCCGGUCAUCAGCUGCAAGGAUCCUGGUGGACUCAGCUGCACGGGAAUGGAAACUAAAAUACCCAACUUCGAAGAUGGAUGACUGUGCAGUGGUUUGCUUAUUUUUGGAUGGGAAAAUGGAUGCUGAAUCUGAUUAUGAUGAGCAAAACUUUUCUUCUGCAACUCUGCAGAGCAAUCAUUCCGGCAAUGCCAUUGAAUCUGAUGAUGGGCAGAAGUCUGAGCCAUCUUUGCAAAGGAACUUCACAGUCAGAUCAUCAGAAGAAAAUGAUACCUAUGGACGACUACCUAUUGAGGUCGAAGGAAAUGAGGAAGCAGUAGCAGCUGAAGAUCAGAAUUGGUCAGGUUUGGAAGGGGUCACCCGAGUGAACUCGAUUGUACAACUUCCUAGAUUCUCUGAUGAGAGGCCAAACCCUGAAACUUUGUGAUUUCAGUUGAAGUGGAAUGGGGCUGGUUCUGUUGUAUUUUCUUGGUCUUUGCAACUUACAAAAUCCAAGAAAAUUUUCUGGGUUGGUGGCAUUGUGACCAAGGUUUGUGGAUGUAACAUUAAAAGCCGCAAUGUUUUGUUCUUUUGUAUUGCCAAAAAUUUAGUGGUCAUCACUUUCAUCAACGGAAAUGUGAAUCGGCAAUGCUCCAGUUUCUGUAAAAAUAAUAUCCAGUUUCAUGAAGAUAUUUAUAUAUGCGUUGUUGUAACA
Molecule: messenger RNA, 2153 nt
Organism: Juglans microcarpa x Juglans regia
Lineage: Eukaryota; Viridiplantae; Streptophyta; Magnoliopsida; Fagales; Juglandaceae
Product: probable protein phosphatase 2C 52
Exons: 6
Coding region: 468-1886 (472 amino acids)
Biological process (GO): protein dephosphorylation
Molecular function (GO): protein serine/threonine phosphatase activity
Source: RefSeq, a predicted model, not a curated record